AUGUCAUCUAACAGACAGGUUGCCUCAACCAACCAGACUGGAGCAGCUGCGAGUGCUACAUCUUGGCACUCUGAAGCUAUUGGCUCCUCUCUGGGGAGCGGAGGGUGUUCAGUUAUUAAUGACCGCUGAGCAGGCAGCACCAUGUCAGUGUGACAACUGAUCGGGUGAACGGUGCACCACUAACCACCAUGGAAACACGGAGAAAGAAGAACAGCUAGCAGACAUCGUUCUCUUUCUCUCUCUGUUUCCCUCUCCCCCUUCCUCCAUUGGAUUGUGAGUUUCUGUCAGCCAGCAACAGAGCUCUGGAAAAAGUAACGGAUCUCAGCCUGCUGCACAGAGCUGCUCUCAGAUUACAGGAUCUAUAGAGACAACCAUAACGUACACGAUCUGUGCCUGCCAUCGACUCAGUUCCCUGGCAGGAGCAUCAGUAUGCCGUUACCUGAAGUACGGAAUCCAAAUAUGCAGGAGGCUUCCAGGACUGAAACUAUGCUUGUUGGGUCUCUUUUCCAAAACAAACAAAAUGAAGGACGACAUCAUGGGAUUUAAAAUUAAUACUACCGUAUAAUUGUUCUGUUUCCUUUUCUACCAACUUCUGGAUGGACUUCAUUUUCAAAUGCAUUGCUAUACUUAUCCUUAUGAAGAGAACAGCAUCAUUCCCCAAAUAUGCCUCUUAUAACUGGACAAAGUGAUUGCAAAGAUGCCACUUAUUUCCAAGAAGCAGAGGAGUUUCCUGGUCCUUUAGCAUGCAUCAUUUGACAGAUGCAAGUGUUUGUCUUAUCAAAUGACCAACUCUUACUGAACUUAAAAACUGUAAUUGUGCAAUCGUUAAGGGCCAAUUACUUUUCUGGAAUACUGAGCUAAGAUGAAGGACAUGCCACUCAAAAUACACUUUUUACUUGGCCUAACUAUUACUGCACUAGUACAAGCUGUAGAUAAAAAAGCAGAUUGCCCACAGUCAUGUACGUGUGAGAUAAGACCCUGGUUUACUCCAAGAUCUAUAUACAUGGAAGCUUCAACAGUAGACUGCAAUGAUGUAGGUCUUUCUGCUUUUCCAACCCAAUUGCCUACUGACACACAGGUUCUACUUCUACAGGCAAACAACAUAAAAAAAAUUGAAUACUCAUCAGAAUUCCCAGUAAAUCUUACUGGUUUGGAUUUAUCUCAAAACAGUUUGUCUUCAGUGGCCAACAUUGAACUUCGGAAGAUACCCCAACUUCUUUCAGUGUACCUGGAGGAAAACAAACUUACAGAAUUGCCUGACAAAUGUCUCUCUGGACUGAACAAUCUUCAAGAGCUCUACAUUAAUCACAAUCUACUUUCCACAAUUGCACCAGGAGCCUUCACAGGUCUUGAUAACCUUCUUAGACUUCAUCUCAAUUCAAAUAGUCUGCAAGUAAUCAAUAGUAAGUGGUUUGAAGCUAUUCCUAAUCUGGAGAUUCUUAUGAUUGGAGAAAAUCCAAUAAUCAGAAUCGAAGAUAUGAACUUUAAGCCCCUUAUCAAUCUGCGGAGCCUGGUUUUAGCAGGCAUAAAUCUCACAGAAGUACCCGAUAAUGCCUUGGCUGGCCUUGACAAUUUAGAAAGCAUUUCUUUUUAUGACAACAGAUUAGUUAAAGUGCCCCAUACAGCUAUUCAAAAAGCUACAAAUCUUAAAUUUUUGGAUCUAAACAAGAACCCCAUUAACAGAAUACGAAGAGGAGAUUUUAGCAAUAUGGUACACCUCAAAGAAUUGGGAAUUAAUAACAUGCCUGAACUGAUAUCUAUAGAUAAUUUGGCUGUUGACAAUUUGCCAGAUUUGAGAAAAAUAGAAGCAACCAAUAACCCCAGAUUAUCAUAUAUACAUCCAAAUGCAUUCUAUCGACUUCCCCGGCUGGAAUCACUCAUGCUCAACAGUAAUGCACUUAGCGCCCUGUACCGCAGUACAAUUGAAUCUUUGCCUAACCUCAAGGAAAUCAGCAUACACAGCAACCCAAUACGAUGUGACUGUGUCAUCCGAUGGAUUAAUAUGAAUAAAACUAGCAUUAGAUUCAUGGAGCCAGAGUCAUUAUUUUGUGUGGAUCCUCCUGAAUUUCAAGGCCAGAAUGUGAGGAAGGUUCAUUUCAGGGAAAUGAUGGAAAUUUGCCUUCCACUGAUCGCUCCAGAAAGUUUUCCCACAAACCUAAAUUUAGAAACAGGCAGCUAUGUUUCGUUACACUGUAGAGCAACUGCAGAACCAGAGCCUGAAGUAUACUGGAUAACUCCAUCAGGACAUAAGCUUUUGCCCAACACUUUUUCUCUCAAGUACUAUGUACAUUCAGAAGGAACUCUGGAUAUCAGCGAUAUAACACAAAAAGAAAGUGGCCUAUACACAUGCAUAGCGACUAAUUUAGUUGGUGCAGAUUUAAAAUCCAUUAUGAUUAAUGUGGAUGGUUUUCCCCCCCAGGAUAACCAUAAAUCUUUGUCUAUUAAAGUGGAAGGCGUGCGAUCUAAUUCUGUACUAUUGUCCUGGAAAGCAAAUUCUAAAAUAGUGAAAACUGCCAUUAGAUGGACUGCCUUUCCGAAAGAUGGAAACUCCCAGGCUUCACAGAGUGCUCGAAUUCCAUCCCAUAUAAACAUCUAUAAUUUUACACAUCUCACCCCAUCAACGGAAUAUAAAAUUUGUAUGGACAUCCCCACUGUCCAACUGCAAAAUGCAAGACAAUGUAUUAAUGUUACCACAAAAAGAUUGGAUACGGCAAUGACAAAUUAUGAGAAAAGCAACAUCACUACAUUCCUUGCCUGCCUUGGUGCCCUUUUGGGAUUCUUUUGUGUGGUCUCUCUCUUCAGUUGCAUCUCUCAUGAAAUGAACUGUGAUGCAGGACACAGCUAUUUCAGGAAUUACCUGAAGAAACAAUCCUUUUCUUUCAGUGAGCUUUAUCCUCCUUUAAUCACUCUUUGGGAUACUGGCAAAGAGAAAAGCACAGCACUAGAAGUCCAAGCAACAGUUAUAGGGGUUCCAGCUAACAUGUCAUGAGAUAUCAAUAUUACUGUACUGUUUUAAACUGGGGGUACACAAGACUGUCAUUGUGCUCUAUAAAAAGGCAAAAAAAAAAUGGUAUUCCUCCAUAGAACUCAAAACCUUGGACUUAGUUGAUGGUGGUGGCUUCAAAUACAAAUAUUUACUGGUGUGGUAUUUUUUUAAAAAACAAACACCUGUCUUCGAAGAGUUCUGUGCCAACCAAAUUGUUUUCUAGGACUUUAUAGUGUGACUUCUUAUAAUCAAAGAGGCACUCAAUACUGUCUAAAAGUGCAAGUAGAUGAGAAUUUUUUCUGUAUUUGUUGUUUUUUAAUUAAAUGUAGGAAUAGUGGAACUGAGUAAUACCCUCCUCCUGUGUUGUAUGACACACAUUAGCCACGAGUUUUUGCAGUGAACCAAUAAAACUAGAAUUGACCCGUGGUGUAAUGAAAUGGACAAAUUCUGUAGACUAGACACAGUGAGUAUGUGAAACUUUUUUAUGAGGAAAAUACAAUUUUUGAUUACAAUCAAAAUAAGUUGGAUUUCUUUCUUUCUAAUGGCAUUCUUUUGGUGUAUACUUUCCAACACGUGCAGUUUAAUAUCU
Messenger RNA from Elgaria multicarinata webbii, 3575 nucleotides. RefSeq names its product leucine rich repeat neuronal 3 (gene LRRN3). The transcript is spliced from 2 exons. Gene Ontology annotation, molecular function: protein binding. Gene Ontology annotation, cellular component: extracellular matrix. Lineage: Eukaryota; Metazoa; Chordata; Lepidosauria; Squamata; Anguidae. The record is from RefSeq and is a predicted model, not a curated record. The coding region runs from base 863 to 2989 and encodes 708 amino acids.